This is a messenger RNA of Dioscorea cayenensis subsp. rotundata (Guinea yam), 1285 nucleotides long. Its product is annotated as probable transcription factor KAN4. Gene Ontology annotation, cellular component: nucleus. The record is from RefSeq and is a predicted model, not a curated record. The transcript has 6 exons. NCBI's taxonomy places the organism in Eukaryota, Viridiplantae, Streptophyta, Magnoliopsida, Dioscoreales, Dioscoreaceae. The coding region runs from base 310 to 1233 and encodes 307 amino acids. Gene Ontology annotation, biological process: abaxial cell fate specification; regulation of DNA-templated transcription. Gene Ontology annotation, molecular function: transcription cis-regulatory region binding.
CUCUCUCUCUCUCUCUCUCUCUCUCUCUCUCUUUCCCUAUCUUUCUCUAGCCUUUACAAGCUCUAAACACAAUACCAUAGGAAUCAUAAGCCACUCAUGACCUAAUCACCAUCUUUCUAUUUAUUCAUCCUUCCUUCAUCCUUUUUUCUUUCACUUUAUUAUCUCUCUCUGAUCAAUCUCUCUCUUUCUUUCCUCUUUUUUUUUUUAAUUUAUUUUAUUUAUGUUUGUUUGCAUGACUUGAUCAUCAUCAUCAUCAUCAUCUUGAUCUUGUUCUUGUUCUCUGUUUGUUGCUCUUGUGAGCUUGAAUUCAUGGCCACUGCCACUUCCACCACCUUCCCUGAUCUCUCACUGCAGAUAAGCCCUCCUUCUGUCACCACCACCACCACCACCGGCGAUGAACAAGCAGGGAGAGCCCUGAUCGGAGACUAUAAUUCCAUGACAGACUCCGGCAGCAGUGGAGGAAGUGAAGCAAGCCAUGAGCAACCCAUGUUUCACAGAGCAACAAGGUUGAGUUUAGGGUUUGAUGCCAGUCAAGAUAAUCAAAUACUAGACCAAAGACUUGUUCAACACUGUCAUCAUCCUCAUCCUCAGAUCUAUGAGUUUAAGAGGAAUUCCAAGCAGGGAAAUGGUGGCAAGAGAAGCAUCAGAGCUCCAAGGAUGCGCUGGACCACCACUCUCCAUGCUCACUUUGUUCACGCCGUUGAGCUCCUCGGUGGCCAUGAAAGAGCAACUCCAAAAUCAGUUCUGGAACUCAUGAACGUGAAGGAUCUAACACUGGCUCAUGUGAAAAGCCACCUUCAGAUGUAUAGAACAGUGAAGAGCACUGACAGAGGAGCAGCAGGCCAACCAGCUCAGGUUGCAGCAGCUGCAGACAUGGUGGUGUGUGUGGAGAAAUCUGGGUUCAUACCUUCCUACACUUCUCUCUGCUCACCAACCCCACCAUCACAACCACUACCAAACUCCAACUCUAACUCUCCCAGAGGGUCAUACUCAUCACUUGAGGACAAUAAUUGGAAUCCUUCAAUAGCUCCUAAAGCUCCAUCAAACCCUUAUCUCACUCAUGAAAACUUUCAAAGAGAUGAAAACAAGAACACGAGAGUCUCGCAAUCGGAGAAUAUCGAGUCCGGCUCACCGAAGAAGCUGCCUAACCUAGACAUCACAUUAGGAAGACAAAGUUGGCAAAUGGAACACACUGAAUCCUCAAAUGAAUUGACACUCCUCAGGUGCUUAUGAUCAAGUUUCACAUAAACUAAUAUGGCUUUCAGGCAAAAGGGACAAAAAAAAA